AUGGGAGGGAAGAGGACGUCUGAGAAUAAAGAUCAUUCGGCACACAGGUUUAGUAAGAACAAUCCAAUGCUAAGCUGCAUUGGCCUGGUCAGGAGGACAGAGAAGAAGCCCUCUAAAAGUGCUCCAUUACCACAGCAGCAACAACAGGCCAAAGAUAUCCACAUGGAUUCAGAAGAGGAAGGAGUUUGGAGCCCGCGGCUUGGAAAUUAUCUGUGGAACCCAUUUGAGUGUCCACAGCCCUGGACUCCCUUCUACCACACCUGUCACCAGCCAAGACAUGAACUGCCGGUCGCUGGUAGCACCUUGUCAUUGCCCCGGACGACGGAAUGGGAUCGUUUUGAGAGUUUGAUUCAGGAACUGGACAGCAAACAGUCCGAUCUGUCUCCUCCUCCAAUGAUCCGCUCCAUCACAGAUCUGCAGCUCCCACACAACACAACUGGAAACAAACAGAAAGAUGAAGCAAAGAAGAGGAAGGUUGGUGUUGGGAGACCCUUUAGUAAAGAACACAGGCGGUCCAGUAAUUCUCUGGAAAGCCUCUACAGCCUCAACAGUGGACAAAGCUCCUCAAGUGGAGUCACCAGUGGGUCAGACUGCUCCAGUAACAGAGACAGUCUGAGGCUGGAGGACAAUCUAUUGAACACACGACAGUUCUGUGGCAGAGCAAAAGUCCAUACAGACUUUGUGCCAAGUCCAUAUGACACCGAAUCCCUCAAGCUCAAGGUGGGAGAUGUGAUUGACAUAAUCGCCAAGCCCCCCAUGGGAAUAUGGACAGGCAUGCUCAACAGCAGAAUGGGAAAUUUCAAGUUCAUUUAUGUGGAUGUGCUAACAGAGGAGUGUCCUGAUACACACAAGGAAACAAAAAUCCACAGAGUGAGACAGAAAUCAACUGUCCAGGAAGUGUUAAAGUGCCUCAGUAUGGAGGAGCAUUUCUCGUCUCUACAGCUGAACGGUUACCAAACAGUGGAUGACUUGAUGAGGUUGAGGGAGCAUCACCUGACGGAGCUGAAUGUGACUGAUCCAGAGUACAGGCAUUGUCUGCUCGCUGCUGUCGACUCCCUGCAGCAACUGUGCUCUGAUCAGUUGGAGAAUAAGGCCAAUCAGAAGGCCGAAAGCCCCAGCAAGAACAUGAAGGCAGAUAUAAAGAACUGCCCAAGAGACUCCGGCUGCCACAUGCCAUCUGACAGCCCCAACAACAGCCCAGAGGAGCCAGACCUUGUCUUUAUCUCUGAAUACCCUCUAUCAGCUGAGACGACAGCUUCAUGA
Cottoperca gobio is the source of this 1263-nucleotide messenger RNA. RefSeq names its product SAM domain, SH3 domain and nuclear localisation signals 1b (gene samsn1b). Gene Ontology annotation, molecular function: protein binding. The transcript is spliced from 7 exons. The coding region runs from base 1 to 1263 and encodes 420 amino acids. The record is from RefSeq and is a predicted model, not a curated record. Lineage: Eukaryota; Metazoa; Chordata; Actinopteri; Perciformes; Bovichtidae.